Molecule: messenger RNA, 1410 nt
Organism: Apiotrichum porosum
Lineage: Eukaryota; Fungi; Basidiomycota; Tremellomycetes; Trichosporonales; Trichosporonaceae
Exons: 4
Coding region: 1-1410 (469 amino acids)
Source: RefSeq, a predicted model, not a curated record
AUGACGACACGACGAUGCUUUGCAGCGUGGAAGGACUCGAUGAGAGCCCCACGUGUUCUGGUUCUCCCUGCCGUGAGCCACGCCGGGUUUCAAGCGGUGGCGAGGGUGCUGGUGAUUCCAGUCGCACAGCUCGGCGCGGAGACGGUUGUGUUGGUGAGAUCGUGGUGCCUUGCUGUCUUCGUGCCCAAACCUGUCUUGUCAACCUGGCACAAAUACCAACACCCUGGGAGCUUUCAGAGCACUCCUGGUCUACUUGGGGGCAACUGUUCUCGAUGUUUGCUCAUCCGUGGUGUCGUGUCUGAGAGCACGGUAGCGAGGGGUGGCGCAUUGACGUCACAUGGUGGUAUUUUGCCGACCAGAGACGGCCGAGGACCGCAUCACAACCACGUCGCUCAGGUGCGUCCAAAAGGCAGUAGUCAGUGGUCAGCAGGCGCCCGUCGGCCAUCGAUGAUUUGCCAUCCGUCAGGUGUUGCUGGUUCAUGUCAAGCUUUAGACUCGCUGGCUAUCGCAGGAUCGUUGCGCAAUUCCAUUGCGCUCCGAGUGCCACAGGCGGAGGCAGCGUCGUCAAUAUGUAGAGAUGCCGCGGGCCCUCCUUGUCCUGGUAACUGGGGUCACAGCGUCCCACCUAUUGACGCUGUGGCGGAGCUCCGUUACUCUUAUUACCUCCACAGGUCUACCACGCGAAAGACAAGCUCUCGGGAUCUCGGUCGCCCUGGACCCGAAUCAGGAAGACAACUAUACGUUCUACAAGGCCGGAGACAAUUGACUUACCUUUUGCUUCGACGGUGGUACAUCCACCCCAACUCCAAUCCGACGCUGCAGCUGCCACGUUCCCAACCGCUUCAGCGGGCAAAGCUGCCAGUCAGCAGCUGGCGGUGUCAGCAGCUUCAGCCUGACAAAGAGCCGGAACCGGCCCACGCACCCACCGGGGCAGAUUCAAGGCUGACCUUCACCACGUCGGAUUACCAAGAGGCGGAGGAGGGCGCGUUUGUCGGCAAGAGAUUUCCCGACGCCGACGUGGGAUCCCAAUCGGCGUUUCACUCGGCUCGCCUGCGCUCAUCCUCGGAAUCCCUCUAUUCUCAAACUCCGCCGUCGGUCCCCAGUCGAGACACAAACUCCCGCUCGGUUUGUCGUCCAGCACCUCCAAGUGUUUUGACUCCCACGUCCACUUCGGCUGCUUCCCCCUAUUCAACGCCUCGACGAGGAAUGGACGUCCCACAUCACAAGGAUACCGCAAGUAGGCCAAGACUCGUGCUUUGGGGACAAGACCAAGGACCACGUCCUGAUCGGCUUCACCUCAACACUGUCCCUCGCACCUCCUAUCUUGUCGACGCCCAGCUAGACCCGCACAUGCGCAGACCUAUCAAGAUCACUCUUCUCUUGCUCAUGGAUCUCGUCUGCCAGGUGUAG